GGAUAUCACUCAGUUAACAUUCUUAGUCUAAUUUAUAUUUCUCUUUCCAUCCUUACUAGAUUGUCACUCCUACUUUAUUUUUUUAGAUGGGAAAACAAUGAAAGUUUUUGCGAAAGUGUGAUGCAGAGUGAACACUCACAAAGAUUGUUGCAUUUGAUGGAUGCAGCUGUUUUUGAUUUCCUGAUACAGAAUGGCGACCGGCAUCACUACGCUCGUUUUACAGGGUCGUCUGACUCUCCCGUAGUCCUGAUAGAUAAUAGCAAAAGUUUCACUGAUGCUCAUCUAGAUCAUAUGGACGUUUUGGCACCAGUGUUGCAAUGCUGCAGGUAUAUCAGAAUCAAUGUUCACUGUACAUAUUGAUGUAUGUUAAU
Messenger RNA from Penaeus monodon (black tiger shrimp), 371 nucleotides. RefSeq names its product glycosaminoglycan xylosylkinase homolog. Gene Ontology annotation, cellular component: Golgi apparatus. The transcript has 2 exons. Gene Ontology annotation, biological process: protein phosphorylation. Gene Ontology annotation, molecular function: phosphotransferase activity, alcohol group as acceptor. NCBI's taxonomy places the organism in Eukaryota, Metazoa, Arthropoda, Malacostraca, Decapoda, Penaeidae. The coding region runs from base 121 to 360 and encodes 79 amino acids. The record is from RefSeq and is a predicted model, not a curated record.